This is a messenger RNA of Anopheles coluzzii, 1305 nucleotides long. RefSeq lists its product as uncharacterized. Bases 5 to 397 code for a protein of 130 amino acids. Lineage: Eukaryota; Metazoa; Arthropoda; Insecta; Diptera; Culicidae. The record is from RefSeq and is a predicted model, not a curated record. The transcript is spliced from 3 exons.
AAAAAUGAUGACGACUUUCGCUAGCGCUUCGUAUCAUGGUGGACAAUUACAAUUCUCAAAUAAAUUACCAACGCUGACGCUAUUGUCGAAGAUGUUUCUCUGUCACAUAUUGAACCCACACAUUGAGAUCUACACGACCAAAUCGUUCCGAGGACGGCCAGCCAUCAUCGUCGACAAGCAAAAGUACCUGCUGAUGUCGGAAAACAGCAAGCGGAUCGUAUGGCGCUGCUCCUCUAUGGCAACCGAAAAGCUCAAGUGUCCGGCGCGUAUUAUGCAGUACAAAGACACGGAUCAGUAUACGUUCCCGGACAAAAGUGUCCACCAGCAUGCGCCGCUAAAGCGCUACAAGAACAUUAACUGUCAAUCGUCGAUCGAUAUAAUGAUGCACCACCAUUAACAUAAUACAAAGCGCAGACAAACAAACGCACACAACACCCAUCUGUACUCACACACGCGAAGUUCACGAAGAAUCUACGUUCUUAGUAAAGAAAACGAAUAUUGAUGCCAGGACGUGACCAACCACCAUUUUCACAGCUUCAAUCGAACCAAUCGAGGAAAACAAUGAACACGUGCGCUAUAAUGAACGUUGUGCCAGGUGCAUUGCCAUUCCUUUAAGUAGGGAAGGUUUCGAUGCACCGAUCGUACAGAUGCCAGAUUUUAAAUUCCUGACGACACUUCAAGCCAUUUAGAAAAAAACGAUCAAUUAACAAAAAGAUUAACACUAACUAACCGUUUUCAUUUCGUAUACACACGGGCUUGUUAGAAUAAUUUCAAUUACCACGAAACUGACAAUUCAAUCGAGAAUCAAAUCUCGUUUACCAUCGGCUCCCGUCCAGAAGUAUAGUUUCGCAUUAAUUACUAAACAAAAACGCCCCACCUGUAUUUGUUAGUUUUGCUAAGCAGCCGAUGAUGAUGAUCGAUAGUAGUUGGAAUGGUGUACUGUAUAGCAGCUCGAAUAUGGCCAAGCUCCUUGCUGUACCGCAAAGAAAAGGUCAUUUAGGAAGGGUGACACCAUCAUUUAAAUCGGUUGAGCCGUGUAUGUAAAUAAUUUAAUAAUUUGUGUACCGUGUUAGUGGUGUUUCUGGGUACCCCCGAUGAUGGUACCUUUUCAUUGAUGUGUUGCGGGUAUAUGUUGCAACACGCAAUCACAUAUCCACCCGAGCAAUAUUAUACAAUCGAGCCAAAAGAUUGUAAAUAAUGCUCAACAAAAAGAUGGUUUACAAAACUGGAGGAAUAAACCAAUAAAUGAUUUAUUUUGAAAUGAAAAGGAAAGCUCUUAAUAAAAAAAGAAACAUUGACAACGUU